UAUUUUGCAGGAAUCUCUCUAUUCUAUCCACAGGUGUUUAAAUAUAUAAAGUUUGGACAAAUUCUAAAUUUAGGAAUUGCAUACUAAGAUUCUUUUUCUUUAAAAUUUCUUCCGAUAUAAAAGCAUAUGAAAUUCUUACUGCUAUAAUUCAACUUAAUUUUGUCUAACUUGCGUGUGUUUAUUUUCUUUAAGCAACAUUAUACUUACAAUGAAACUAAAACACCUUGAGAAAGUUGUAAAUCUUCUCUUACUGUGUGUAUAAUCUCUAGUGCCUAUGGUGCAGGAAUGAAAGUGAGGAUAUUAAGAACAUUGUUGAACAAGUUACUCAUAUGCUGGAAAUGAAGGAAUUGUUCGUUGCUAAUCAUCCCGUAGGAAUUGAAUCUCGUGUUGAAGAGGUGAUUCAACUAUUAAAAGACCAGCAACAAGAAAAUCCUCUACUACGUGGUAUAUGAGGCAUGGGAGGGAGUGGUAAAACAACCAUUGCCAAAGCGGUUUAUAAUAAAAUUUUCCGUGAGUUUGAAGGUCGGUGUUUCCUCCUAAAUAUAAGAGAAGUUUGGGAUCAAGAUAAUGGAAUUCUUCAUUUACAACAACAACUUCUUUCUGCUAUCUACAAGACAACGAAAAUAAAGAUUGAAAACACUGAAUCUGGAAAAUCAAUAUUAGAGAGAAGACUUGGCCAGAAAAGGAUACUUCUUGUACUUGAUGAUGUGGACAAAUUGGAGCAGCUAAAUUCUUUAGCUGCAAGCCGUAAAUGGUUCUGUCCCGGUAGCAUAAUAAUCAUCACAACAAGAGACGAGCAUCUUCUACGUUGUCUUAGAAUUGACAAGUUAUAUAGUAUGAAAGAGUUAAAUGACAAAGAAUCCAUUGAACUUUUUAGCUGGCAUGCAUUCAAAGAACCAUGUCCAAAAGAAGAGUUCGCUUCACUUGCUAAUGAAGUUGUUUCAUAUUGUGAGAGAUUGCCACUGGCUCUUGAGGUAAUUGGGUCACAUCUGUUUAAUAGGAAAGUAUAUGAAUGGAGGAGUGUUUUGAAUAAACUCAAAACUAUUCCAAACAAUGAUGUACAGAAGAAGCUUAAAAUAAGUUUUGAUGGUCUAAGUGAUGAUAGGAAUAGAGAAAUAUUUCUUGAUGUAGCAUUUUUCUUGAUUGGAAUGGACAAAAAUGAUGUAACUGAUAUAUUAAAUGGCUGCGGGCAUUCAGCUGAAAUUGGAAUAAAUGUUCUUAUGGAACGAUGCCUUGCCUUAUUACUGUGGACACUAAGGGAAAACUUGGUAUGCAUGGUUUGCUGCGAGACAUGGGAAGAGAAAUUAUUCGCAAGAGUUUGCCAAUGAAACCUGAGGAACGCAGUAGAUUGUGGAAUUCAGAUGAAGUGCUUAAUGUAUUAUCAAAGGACAUGGUAAGAAUUUCAAGUAUAUUUUCAAAUUCAUAUAACAACAAUGAUAUAUUGUGAAAACUUUUGUUUCAUCCUUUUUAAUUAUAUUUUCAAACAACGGAGUGGAACUUCAAUUAUAUUCCAUU
Molecule: messenger RNA, 1515 nt
Organism: Arachis stenosperma
Lineage: Eukaryota; Viridiplantae; Streptophyta; Magnoliopsida; Fabales; Fabaceae
Product: disease resistance protein Roq1-like
Exons: 1
Coding region: 456-1328 (290 amino acids)
Biological process (GO): defense response
Molecular function (GO): ADP binding
Source: RefSeq, a predicted model, not a curated record